AUGACAGUCUCCGACUUUCUCAACACCCAGACCGUGGGCGGCUACCUUGUCUGCUUCCUCGUCGCUGGUGGCUUGAUCUACAACUACUCCGGCAACAAGAAGCCUGCGCAGAUUGCCAAGACUGCCAAGGCAUAUGUCGAGCCCAAGAAGGACACCAACGCAAAGAAGCAGCGAAAGGCUGCCUUUGCUUCACAAAAGCCCGAGGAGAAGGCUUCCACGAGCGCAGUCGAUCCUUCUAGCACAUGGCUGAGCAAUGACCCUAAGGAGGAAGUUGAUAAUGCCGAUUUCGCCAAAAGGAUGGCCAGUGUCAAGGAGGGCAAGAAGUUUGAUGGCAAAUCUGCUGCUGAUGCCAAGAAGAAGAAGACCAAGUCCGUCAAGCAAUCGCGUGCUGCUGAGAAGAAGCCCGUCGACGUCACCGAGGAGGAGGAGGAGGAGCCCGCCGCUUCCUCUGCCCCCGCUGUCGAGGCUGUUGAGGAAGAGGAGGAGAGCUCCCCUGCCACUUCCCCCGAGGUCACUCCUGCCGACCCCAGCGGCGUCAACGACAUGCUCGAGCCCACCUCAUCCGGUCCCUCCGUCCUCCGCCUGACCGGCACCGAUAAGGAGAAGCCCAAGGCCAAGAAGCAGAAGGCCCCCGAGCAGGCUGAGACCAAGAAGCAGCGCCAGAACCGCCAAAAGGUUGAGGCCAAGAGAGCCGCCCGCGAGGAGGAGGAGAAGGAGCGCAAGGUCAAGCUCGAGAAGCAGCGCCGUACCGCCCGCGAGGCCGCCGGCAUCCCCGCCAAGGAUGGUUCCCAGUUCAUGGCCAGUGUCAACGGCAACAAGUCCGCUUGGACCGCCGGCUCCCCCAACGGUGCUUCUGCUACCAACGGCACCUCCGCUGCUGUUCAGCCUCUCGACACCUUCGAUGCUCCGGCCCAGAACGGCACCUCUGCCGCCGCUCCGGCCCAGACCUCCAACAACUGGAUCUCUUCCCUUCCCUCUGAAGAGGAGCAAAUCCAGCGCCUCAAGGAGGAGGAUGAGUGGAACACUGUUCCCGCCAAGUCCAAGAAGUCCAAGAAGGAGAACCGCUCCCCUUCCCCCGAAGCUGCCAAGCCUGCCGCCGCCGCCGCCGCCCCUGCUCCGGCUCGCCCCAUCGCCCAGGCCGUCCAGAAGCCUGCGUCCAACGGCAAGGCUGCGAAGCCCGUCACGUCCAACUUUGGAUCCUUCUCCGCCCUCAGCACCGAGGAGGAGGAGUGGGAUGUCUAA
Colletotrichum fioriniae is the source of this 1242-nucleotide messenger RNA. RefSeq lists its product as uncharacterized. The record is from RefSeq and is a predicted model, not a curated record. Lineage: Eukaryota; Fungi; Ascomycota; Sordariomycetes; Glomerellales; Glomerellaceae.